AAUUGUAGUGUCUCUGAAAAUUUAAAAUAUACUGUGAUAAUUUCCAUUAAUUUUAGGAAAAUGGUUCCUGGUAAUCCUGUGCAUGAUGAUGAUGAUGUAGACUAUGCGGGAUCAACAAGUUCUGCAGACGAAUAUUCUUCCAGAUCAGACGAAGAAUCAGACCCGCCAGAACAGACUUCAGAGAAAUUGAAUGAGCUGAAGUUAAUUUUUGAUCUUGACUUUGUGGGCUGCGAAGCCAAGUGGAGUCUUUUUGUCGCUGCUGCAGUCAAUUAUAGAUGGGAAGAACUGUUACAUCCAAUACCUCACCGUUACAAAGGCAACACAAUUGAACAUAUUGAACGUUUAUUAAGAACAAUAAGCGAGACUCCUAAAUUAAGUAUUUUAUAUGAAUGUGCAAUACAAAAAGAUUAUGCUGCCUGUAAUCCAUAUGUUGUUGAAGUCUUGCAUUGGCUACUGUUAACAAUGGUUGAACCAGCAUUUCGUUUAAUAAAUGCGGAAGAGUUCGAAAUGAUAAUAAAUACUUUCGACUUAACUGUGUCCGGGCAAAGUCCAACGCAUGUUUUUCAAACAUGUGUUGACGCGCAUAGUGAAGAAGAGUGUACUUUCCGAAACAUAUCCUCAAAUUUCUGUUGUAAAUAUGCUUUAUGGGGUGCAGCACUAUACAAAUUUUAUUCAAUUUUAUUUAAUGGAUUUAGAGCUGAAAAAUCAGAAAAUGAAUAUAUACAUUUAACGACGGAUCUUUCCCAAAGCUUGACUCAUAGCAUUGCCGAACCAUGUUGGGGACGAUCAAGUUGCGGUAUAGUUUUAAGAUGUGUCGGACUAUGCGAGUAUGUAGAACAUCCGGACUUUGUCAAAUUUCGAAAAGAUCCUAAUCAAAAAUAUACCAACGUGUUUGUUAAAAAUGGAGAAAUGAUUCGUCUGCGAUAUAUUAUAUUUUUUGGAGAAAAAUUGCCUUCUCUACCUUCUGUUGCAGAUUCUGAAGUAGUUGAUGCAAUUGUUUCCGUUAGCCCUCUCAAAUAUAAAAAUGAGAAGAAGUGUUUAGCAAUAGGUUGCUAUGCAGCAGCUGCUAUUUCUCUAGGUUUUAUGUACCAACAUAAUACAUUGGGAUUAAAGGCAUUUAUGGAUCAUAAAUUAAACCAAAUGCUUCAAAAAUUGUUGAUAUAAUUUUUUACAUAAAUCCGAUAUAUAUGAA
Molecule: messenger RNA, 1192 nt
Organism: Teleopsis dalmanni
Lineage: Eukaryota; Metazoa; Arthropoda; Insecta; Diptera; Diopsidae
Product: protein mono-ADP-ribosyltransferase Parp16-like
Exons: 1
Coding region: 61-1164 (367 amino acids)
Biological process (GO): endoplasmic reticulum unfolded protein response
Cellular component (GO): membrane; endoplasmic reticulum tubular network; nuclear envelope
Molecular function (GO): kinase binding; protein serine/threonine kinase activator activity
Source: RefSeq, a predicted model, not a curated record